Molecule: messenger RNA, 669 nt
Organism: Lodderomyces margitis
Lineage: Eukaryota; Fungi; Ascomycota; Pichiomycetes; Serinales; Debaryomycetaceae
Exons: 1
Coding region: 1-669 (222 amino acids)
Source: RefSeq, a predicted model, not a curated record
AUGUACAUUCCAAAGAAAUACCAAGAGGAUGACUGGGAACAGGUGGAGCACCUCAUCAAGAAAUACCCUUUGGCAACAAUAAUCACUACCACUCCCGACAACGAGAUAAUCGCAAACCACAUACCGCUUUAUCUUAAAGUCGACUCUUCUGGAGAGAAGAGGUUGAUAGCCCACAUUGCCAAAGCCAACCAUCAGAUACCCUCUUUAUCUUCAAACAAUAACGUAUUGGUCAUUUUCCAGUCUACAAAUUCCUAUAUAACUCCCAACUACUACCUUAGCAAAGCAGAAACGCAUAAAGUAGUUCCAACAUGGGAUUUUGCCAGUGCCCAUAUUCACGGAUCGUCGAAAAUCAUUGAUGAUUUCGAAUUUGUCCGAGACCAGUUAAAUUACUUGACUAACCAAGAGGAGGGUAAAAAGGACGAAGAAGCAACCAAAUGGCAAGUUGAUGAGGCACCGGAAAAUUACUUGAAGAUUAUGCAAAAAGCAAUAACGGGACUUGAAAUAAAUAUUGAUUCAUUCCAAUGCAAGUACAAGUUUGAACAAGGUGCAAAGAAGCCAGAUAUCUCCGGUGUGAUUAAAGGAUUGUCCGAUGAUGGUAAAGAGGAGAUGUCAAAGUUGACCGUCGAUGCCAAUGCCAGGGCUGAUGAAAGAAAAGCCGCAAACACGUGA